Messenger RNA from Parastagonospora nodorum SN15, 2295 nucleotides. RefSeq lists its product as hypothetical. Gene Ontology annotation, molecular function: protein kinase activator activity; phosphorelay response regulator activity. The record is from RefSeq and is a predicted model, not a curated record. The transcript is spliced from 3 exons. NCBI's taxonomy places the organism in Eukaryota, Fungi, Ascomycota, Dothideomycetes, Pleosporales, Phaeosphaeriaceae. The coding region runs from base 1 to 2295 and encodes 764 amino acids. Gene Ontology annotation, biological process: osmosensory signaling via phosphorelay pathway. Gene Ontology annotation, cellular component: Mcs4 RR-MAPKKK complex.
AUGAGCAGCAUCAAGACGCGUCUGCACAAUGCUCGCGAGAAGUUCCUCCGAAGAAGCAGCGCGACAUCCACAACAACGCGCUCUCUAGCAUCGUCUGGCCGGCAGCGAACGAGAGCGCCCGCCCAAGGCCCCCUCAACGCUGCGCAAGAGCAUCAGCCUCUCCAAGCUGCCCGAGGUGCGCAGCCAGGAGACGGACGACUACAGCGACAGGCUGGUCAGGUCGGAGAUCCUGGGCGCUUCGACCGAUCCGGCAGAUCAGCGCCGCCAGCAUUCGAGACAUUCGACAUCAACAACAGCCACACCCUCUGCAUCCGCAUCGAGCGCCCAGCCCAGCCCCUACACGCAGCAGCCACCCACUCCCUCGCCCUCGUCGCCCUCGGUCCCACGCGCCUGUCCAGCUGUCACGCUCGAGGAGCCCACGCCCAUCCACCCGCCCGUGGUGCAGGCCGCCCAAGACCUGAGCCGUCACCUGCCGACCCCGUCGCCAUCGUCUGCGGAGCUUCGUGCGCCGCCAGUCUGUCGUCGCCUAACGCCGAUGCAAAGAUAAUCAAAACCCUGCUGGUCCCCGACACAUCCACCGCACCACUCCAGACGGGCCCGCCAACAGCCACCGACUACUUUGGCGGAGCACCCGCCCACUUCAGCACCAGCAUGCUGCACCGCAAGAUCUGGGUCAAGCGGCCCAAUGCCUCGGCCACCCUCGUGCAGAUCCGGGAAGACGACCUGGUCGACGAUGUGCGGGACAUGAUCCUGAAGAAGUACUCCAACUCGCUGGGCAGGAGCUUCGACGCCCCAGACGUGACGCUGCGCAUCGUUCCGCGAGACACCACACGAGGAAACGAGAGGACUCUGGGGCCCGAGGAGGACAUGUGCAGGACGCUCGACGCCUACUUCCCCGGGGGACAGCUGGUGACCGACGCACUCGUCAUCGACGUGCCUCAACGACGGACCCCCAAGCCCUCGCCGCAGGUGCCCGUCUACUACAAGCACCACGACGACCACACCAACCACCAGACCGAGUACUUCCCGCCCAUGCCCGUCGUCAAUCCCUCGCCGGCUGCCCUGGGCGCAGAUGCUCGUCUGCCGCUGCCCCACGCACAUUCGAUAGCCGUCCUCAACACCGGCCAGCUGCCCCCACUGCCAUCACCAGGCGGCAGGACAGCGAGGGGUAUCCACCACAGCGCCCGCCCAAAGUACCCGCGACACAACACUGCCUCGCCGACUAUACUAGCCGGUGGCAUCCCGUCCUCUGCCACGAGCGUCCGCCCUCCAAACCGACCGCGCCAUGAUUCCUCCGCCUCCGAAACGAAGCACUCGACUACCUCGAACAACCCAAUACCCACACCCCCAGCACCCGUCGAUCCGAAUACCCGACAGCCAUCGAACCCUCCGACUCCCCGCGUCGCCUCCCCACGACCGAGAAAGAAGGGCAAGAACAAGCAAAUCAUGGAGCCACCAAGCUUACCAGCCGGUCUGCUCGAUGGCUCAGUGCCUCCCAUCAACGUGUUGAUUGUGGAAGACAACAUCAUCAACUUGCGUGUCUUGGGAGCAUUCAUGCAGCGCCUCAAGGUGCGGUGGCAGAGGGCAAUGAACGGAAAGGAGGCGGUGACAAAGUGGAAGGCCGGUGGUUUCCAUUUGGUACUCAUGGACAUUCAGCUGCCCGUGAUGAAUGGACUUGAGGCCACAAAGGAGAUCCGCAGAUUGGAGCGGGUCAACAGCAUUGGCGUCUUCAGCAGCGGAAGCAACGAGGCGCCCAACAACAGAUUAGGGGAGGACGGGAAUGGUCCAGAAGAGCCGCAAAAGGAUGACAAGCUGGGCGACAAGGGGCUCUUCAAGAGCCCUGUCAUCAUUGUCGCCCUCACAGCCAGCUCGCUGCAGAGUGACAGACACGAGGCUCUGGCGGCUGGCUGCAACGACUUCUUGACAAAGCCCGUCAACUUUGUCUGGCUCGAGCGCAAGGUCAAAGAAUGGGGCUGCAUGCAGGCCCUGAUCGACUUCGACGGAUGGCGAAGGUGGAAAGACUUCGCCGACAAGUCCGAAACCAUGGACUCCAAGUCCAAGAUGUCUGCCUCCUUCUCCAGCAUCGCCCCUCAGAAGAAGAAGGAAACCACCCUUAGUCCUACGAUGGCAGCAAAUCCACCGGAUGGCAGCGGCAUGAGCCUCAAUGGUGUCAAGAAAGAAGAGGAGAAGGAGAAGAAGAGCAAGAGAAGAAGCACAGGCAUCAUCCCGCCGCCAACCCUAAUGGAGGACAAUGAGGCGGGCACGCCAGACGCCGCAGAAGGUUCGGGUUCAUGA